This is a messenger RNA of Arxiozyma heterogenica, 3333 nucleotides long. RefSeq names its product H(+)-transporting V1 sector ATPase subunit A (gene VMA1). The record is from RefSeq and is a predicted model, not a curated record. NCBI's taxonomy places the organism in Eukaryota, Fungi, Ascomycota, Saccharomycetes, Saccharomycetales, Saccharomycetaceae. Gene Ontology annotation, molecular function: ATP binding; proton-transporting ATPase activity, rotational mechanism; DNA binding. Gene Ontology annotation, cellular component: fungal-type vacuole membrane. Gene Ontology annotation, biological process: protein splicing; ATP metabolic process; proton transmembrane transport. The transcript has a single exon. The coding region runs from base 1 to 3333 and encodes 1110 amino acids.
AUGGCAGGUACUAUCGAAAAUGCUCGUAAAGAGAUUAAAAGAAUCUCUUUAGAAGACCAUGCAGAAUCAGAAUAUGGUUCUAUUUACUCUGUCUCUGGUCCUGUUGUCAUCGCUGAAAAUAUGAUUGGUUGUGCCAUGUAUGAAUUAGUUAAAGUUGGUCACGAUAAUUUAGUAGGUGAAGUCAUCAGAAUAGAUGGUGAUAAAGCAACUAUUCAAGUCUAUGAAGAAACCGCAGGUGUCACUGUGGGUGAUCCCGUUCUCAGGACAGGAAAACCAUUAUCUGUCGAAUUAGGUCCAGGUUUAAUGGAAACUAUCUAUGAUGGUAUUCAAAGACCCUUGAAAGCUAUCAAAGAUAUGUCUCAAUCUAUCUAUAUCCCAAGAGGUAUCGACGCCCCUGCUUUAAACAGAGACAUCAAGUGGCAUUUCACACCUGGCAAAUAUUCCGUCGGUGACCAUAUCUCUGGUGGUGAUAUCUUCGGUUCUGUCUUUGAAAAUUCUUUGAUUGAUGACCAUAAGAUUCUUUUGCCACCAAGAGCUAGAGGUACAAUCACUUGGUUGGCACCAGAAGGUGAUUACACUGUAGAUGAAAAGAUCAUCGAAGUAGAAUUCGAUGGGGUUAAAUAUACAUACACAAUGUUCCAUACCUGGCCUGUUCGUGUCCCAAGACCUGUUGCUGAAAAACUGUCUGCUGAUUAUCCUCUGUUGACUGGCCAAAGGGUUCUUGAUGCAUUAUUCCCUUGUGUUCAAGGUGGUACCACUUGUAUCCCUGGUGCCUUUGGCUGUGGUAAAACAGUUAUCUCCCAAUCCCUAUCUAAAUAUUCCAAUUCUGAUACUAUUAUCUAUGUUGGUUGUUUUGAAAAAGGUACAAAAGUUUUAAUGGCCGAUGGCUCAGAUAAAAUUAUCGAAGAUAUUACUGUUGGUGAGCAAGUGAUGGGUAAAGACGGUAAACCAAGAGAAGUUGUGGGCUUACCACGUGGUAAAGAAACCCUGUAUGAAGUCUGUGAAACUGCUCAACAACUCUCAUCUAACCAAAGCAUUUCUGGUUUAAUCAACUUUGUUUGUUCUGGAAACCAUAUGUUAGUAUUAUGCACUCCACAAAGUGUUAAAAUUAGUCAUCAUAAGUUAAACGGUAAGAUGUACAGUAGUGUCGCUUAUUUGGCGUCUGAAGACUUCAAAAAUGGACAAAUAGUCAGAGAAAAGACAAGAGUUUAUCCACAUGAUCUAUACGGUGAAGAAAAGGCUAAAAAAAUGGCUAAAGAUUUCUUUGUCAGUGUUGAUCGCAAUCCAAUCUAUUGGGAGAUGGAAGCAUCUAAUUAUAUUAAAGUCAGUCACAAUGUUAAAAAAGUUACCACACAGUUAAUUAACCCAGUAUUCUACCAGUCGGGCAAAUUGGCCAAGCUUUUGAAGGAUAUCAAUUCCAAUCCAUUAUAUGCUCCUCAAAUUGCUUGGUUAAUGGGUGUAUGGGCAAGUGUUGGUUUUGUAGAUCGUCCUGCGUUUGCUGCUGAUCAAUUAAAUGAUGAAUUAGUAACCCGUAUUACUGAAUACAGUAACAUUUUUGGUCUAUCUGUUUCUACUUCUGAAAAUAAGCCUUCAUCUUUGUUUAACAAAAAGACCGAAGAAAAGAUACUUUCCCAAAUUGAAAAUGGUGAAGUUCAAGAAGAUGGCUCAAUUAUCUUUGAUAAUGAAGAGAUUGAAGGCACUACAGAUGGUGCAUCUGGGUCUUUCUCUUUGAAUGAGUAUGGUGAUAUAGCCAUAACUUUAAAAGCUAAUGGGGUUGAUAACAGUGAUGCAACUACAAAGAAUUGCUUCUGGAACACUAUUACCUCACUCGGUAUUAAAACCAAGAACGACAAGGGUAAAUCUAUCAAAGCUAUUCCAGCCCAUUUAUCUUCUGAUGAUAUUGAAGUUAGAGAACAAUUCAUUGCAGGUAUGAUCGAUGCUGCUGGUUAUGUUAAGAAAAGAGAAAACGGUGACAUUGAAAGUGCAAGUGUCAGCACCAUUUAUGAAACCGUUUCUGAUGGUUUAGUCAAGUUAGCUCGUUCCUUAGGUAUCAGGGUGUCAGUCAAUAAAGAAGUACAACAUGUUGACAAAAACGGCAUCGUUCAUCAAUUAGUACAUCACAUUUACCUAAGUGGCCCUGCUCUUAACGGUGUUUUGAGAUUAUGUGCUUCCACAAGAAACAGUGUUAGUUCACUUCCAUUCAAAAGAAAAGCCGUUCCCUUCUAUUUCACUCUUCAAGCUAAGGAAGAAGAUGAGUACUAUGGUAUCACUCUACCUGACUCCACUGACAAACAAUAUUUAUUAUCUUCUUUAGCUCUAGUGCAUAACUGUGGUGAAAGAGGUAACGAAAUGGCUGAAGUUUUGAUGGAAUUCCCUGAAUUAUAUACUGAAAUUUCCGGUAGAAAAGAACCAAUUAUGAAACGUACAACAUUAGUAGCAAACACUUCCAAUAUGCCUGUGGCUGCUAGAGAAGCUUCUAUUUACACUGGUAUUACAUUGGCAGAGUACUUUAGAGACCAAGGUAAGAAUGUUUCCAUGAUUGCAGAUUCAUCUUCAAGAUGGGCUGAAGCUCUAAGAGAAAUUUCUGGUCGUUUAGGUGAAAUGCCAGCUGAUCAAGGUUUCCCAGCUUAUUUAGGUGCUAAAUUAGCUUCCUUCUAUGAAAGAGCUGGCAAAGCCGUUGCUCUAGGUUCACCAGAUCGUACAGGUUCCGUGUCUAUUGUUGCCGCUGUUUCCCCAGCAGGUGGUGACUUUUCAGAUCCAGUUACGACUUCUACUUUAGGUAUUACGCAAGUUUUCUGGGGUUUAGAUAAGAAAUUAGCACAAAGAAAGCAUUUUCCAUCUAUCAACACAUCUAUUUCAUAUUCCAAAUACACAAAUGUGUUGAACAAAUAUUACGACAACAAUUAUCCAGAAUUCCCAACUUUAAGAGAUAGAAUGAAAGAAAUUUUAUCUAAUGCAGAAGAAUUAGAACAAGUGGUUCAAUUAGUCGGUAAAUCUGCUCUAUCUGAUAGUGACAAGAUCACAUUAGAUGUAGCUACAUUAAUCAAAGAAGAUUUCUUACAGCAAAAUGGUUAUUCUACAUAUGAUGCAUUCUGUCCAAUAUGGAAGACUUUUGACAUGAUGAAGGCAUUUAUAUCAUAUCAUGACGAGGCUCAAAAGGCAGUCUCAAAUGGUGCCAAUUGGUCUAAAUUGUCUGAAGCCACGAGUGAUGUUAAGCAUGCAGUUUCAUCAUCCAAAUUUUUUGAACCAAGCAGGGGUCAAAACGAAGUCCAUGGUGAAUUUGAAAAGUUAUUAAGCACGAUACAAGAAAGAUUUGCUGAGUCUACUGAUUAA